GCUGAUUUCACAUGUCUGUGAUCGCUCUGACGAACGGUCUCGUAGUCCGCAGCUCAACAUGCCGGAUUCGUAAAUACGGGGUCUUCAACUGUGAUUGUGUUUAUUUCAAAGUGCUUAUCAAUAAUUAUCAAUACAAACUGUUGGUAUAUUAAUUGCUGUUCUUUAAUUUGUCGAUGUCGCAGACGUGAAUCAUGCGCAGUGACGUGGCGUACCGGGGUCUCUCGCAGCACGUAGAGUUAGAUCGGGCUGCUGACCCUCGGGACAGGUUCACACUGCAAGAGCUGAUAGGUGAAGGAACGUAUGGAGAAGUAUAUUGCGCUAAAGACAAAAAGUCCGGCAAACGAGUGGCUAUAAAGAUUUUAGAAAAUAUUGCUGAAAAUAUUGAAGAAAUUGAAGAAGAAUUUCUUGUAUUUAGAGAUUUGUCAAGUCACCCUAAUAUACCAGAAUUUUUCGGUCUCUUCUUAAAGCGGGGAGUCUCUUCUGAAGAUGAUCAAAUAUGGUUUGUCAUGGAGUUAUGUACUGGGGGUUCUGUGACCGAUUUGUGUGCAGGAAUGCGAUCUAGGGGUAGUCGUUUAACAGAACCACAAUUAGCAUAUGUUCUUAGAGGAACGGUCCGAGCUUUGACUCAUCUUCAUGCUCAUCGAUGUAUGCACCGUGACGUCAAAGGACAUAACAUACUUUUAACCGAAAAUGCUGAGGUAAAACUUGUCGAUUUUGGAGUAUCAUCACAUUUGGCAGCUACAGUGGCAAGAAGAAACACAUCUGUUGGUACUCCUUAUUGGAUGGCGCCAGAGGUGAUUGCUUGUGAGCAGCAAUUGGAUCAAUCCUAUGAUUCUCGAUGUGAUGUUUGGUCAGUAGGUAUAACUGCUAUUGAAUUAGCAGAAGGAGAACCACCGCUAUCAGGGUUACAUCCAAUGCGAGCAUUAUUUCAAAUCCCACGAAACCCGCCACCUACUUUAUCUCAUCCUGAAAUAUUUUCACCUCAGUUAGCUGAUUUUAUAUCUGAAUGCUUAGUCAAAGAUAUGAACCAAAGACCAUUCGCUCGAGAGCUUUUAGAACAUCCAUUAUUAUUAGCAGUCAAUAACUUUGAGGAUAAAAUUCGUAAAGAACUACAUGCUGAAAUUAAAAGGCAAAGAGCUGAUGGUAGAAAAAGCCGUGCUCCGGAGGCUACAACUAAGAGAGGAAAACUUAAAUCACAUAGAAAAGCCAAACCAGAAAAAAUGUACACGGAUGACUUGGCUACUCUCGAAACUCUGACAGAGGAUGCAAUUGUCGAGCAACUACAAAAACGAUAUUCACAGAAUCAAAUUUAUACAUACAUUGGAGAUAUAUUGGUUGCAGUUAAUCCCUUUACUGAUAUAGGAAUAUACACCACUAAGACGCAACAACUAUAUCAAGGUCGCUGCCGGUCCGACAAUUCUCCCCAUAUUUAUGCUGUAGCUGAUGCUGCUCACCAAGCCUUGAUGCAUCAAAAACAAAAUCAGGCCAUUGUUAUAUCUGGAGAAAGCGGCGCCGGGAAAACUGAAUCAGCCAAUCUUCUUUUGAAACAACUAGUCUUUUUGUCAAAAACUCAAUAUGGUAACUUAGAAGAUAAAAUUCUGCAAGUUAAUCCAAUUAUGGAAGCUUUCGGUAAUGCACGCACCGGUAUUAACGCAAACAGCUCGCGAUUUGGAAAAUAUCUAGACCUGGCCAUAAUGAGAGUUGGCAGAAUAUCUGGAGCACGCAUAUCUGUUUAUUUAUUAGAACAGUCCAGAGUUGUUCAUCAGGCAUUGGGAGAAAGUAAUUUCCACGUCUUUUAUUACCUGUAUGAUGGAUUAGAAAGCGAAGGUCGUUGGAGAAAAUUCUACCUGGAUGAGCAAUUAAAAUCCAGACAUCGAUAUUUGCAACCUUUAUCUGUUGUUCAUCGAGAUCAUAAUUUACAUCGAUGGCGUCAGUUGAAUCAAGCUUUUAAGGUGGUUGGUUUUCAAGAUGAAGAAGUACAAAUUAUAUACAGAAUGCUCGCGGCUAUUUUGCACCUCGGAGACAUAGAAUUCGCGGAAACUGCUGGCGAACAUAAUUCUGACAAUAAAGCGACAAUCAUAGAUACAGCACCUUUGCAUAGAGCUUCUUGUCUAUUGGGUGUGGAAACAAGUGAUCUUCGAGAAUGCUUGACUAGCAGUAGUGUGGUUACAAAGGGUGAAACAAUUGCUCGCUACCAUUCACCCACAGAAGCCGCAGUUGCGAGAGACGCCACGUCCAGGGGAAUUUACGCAAGAGCUUUCGACCGAAUCGUUGAGAGAAUAAAUGCACUUCUUUCUCAAAAUAGACCUCAGAGUGAUCAGUUAUCGAUUGGAAUUCUUGAUAUUUUCGGCUUUGAAAACUUCACUAGAAACUCUUUUGAACAACUAUGCAUAAACAUAGCAAAUGAACAAAUACAAUAUUAUUUCAACCAACAUAUAUUCACAUGGGAACAGCAAGAAUAUAUGGCUGAGGGUGUGCCAGUUGAUCUUGUUGAAUUUUCUGAUAAUAGGCCUGUUUUGGAUAUGCUUCUUUCAAGACCAAUGGGUUUACUUGCUCUACUUGACGAAGAAAGCAGAUUUCCACGUUCCACAGACAGAAGCUUAAUUGAAAAAUUUCAUCGUAACAUUAAAAGCAAAUUUUACGUUCGACCAAAGUCAAAUGCCGUGUGCUUUGCCAUUCAUCACUUUGCUGGCCGUGUUGUGUAUCAAGCGGAUGGGUUCUUAGAGAAAAAUAGAAAUUUCUUACCACCAGAAGUGGUACAGUUAAUGCGACAGAGCCAAUACGAUAUCAUAAGAUUUUUAUUCCAAUGUCCAAUAACAAAAACCGGUAAUCUUUUUUCUUCAUUCCACGGGGACAUGGAGGCCAGAAGUUUAGAGAGUCCAACUGGAAUUAUAAGGGAUCGGUUUAACAGUCGAGGUCUUGCAUCACAGUCAAGGGCUCAACAAACUGUAUCAACAUAUUUUCGGUUCUCUUUAAUGGAAUUACUUCAAAAGAUGGUUAGUGGGACACCGCAGUUCAUAAGGUGUCUUAAACCAAACGAUUCUCGAUCACCUAAACAUUUUGAUUCAGCUAAGAUACUUAAACAACUAAGGUACACGGGAGUAUUAGAGACGAUUCGAAUAAGACAAAAUGGAUUUUCUCAUCGGCUUACAUUUGAGGAAUUCUUGAAAAGGUAUGGAUUUUUAGCCUAUAGUUACGAUGAAGAAUUCAAGCCUAAUAGAGAUUCAUGUCGACUGCUCUUACUGCGUCUUAAAAUGGACGGUUGGGCACUCGGAAAGUCUAAGGUUUUUCUCAAAUACUAUCACGUUGAAGUUCUUGCUAGAAUUUAUGAAGAACAGAUAAGAAAAGUAGUAUUGGUACAAGCCUGUGUUAGAGGUUGGUUAGCUCGACGUAACUAUUUACGAUUAAAGGCCCAGAUGGCAAUAUCAGUGCUUACAUUACAAAGACAUGUACGCGGGUGGCUUACAAGAAAGAGGCUAAAAGAGAGACAAAAACAAUUGGCAAGGGAAUUCCAAAAAGGGCAACAGGAGCAGGAAAACCAAAGGAAGCAACGAAAUGCGGGUGUUCCAAAUAAUAAUAAAGGUAUGUUGGCCAAAGUAUUAAGAAGAAUAAACACCGAAGAAUCAGAUAACGGGAAGACAAAUUCAAGCAACAAAGAGAAUAUAGAUUCCAAAGCUGCUGUUGUUAUACAAAGUCAUUUCCGUGGCUACAACACACGUCGUCGUAUGGCUAAAAACCGCCAGGCACCGCCACCGCCACAGCACGCAGCACCGGCUCCACCAACGCAGCAACAUAUCAUGCAGCAGUUCUCUGUGCAAGAGAGAGCAGCUCAAUUGCAAAACUUUGCUGAACAGAUUCACAACCAAAAUCAAGAGGUACAUAAAAAUUUACGCCGAAAUAAGCCAGGUAUACGUCUUCGAGAUGUACAGAAGCCUCCAGAAGAAUAUCAUCCUCCUCCAGGAUUUAGUGUUGUCCCUGGUAUUAUAAAAGAACAGCGGACGCAAGUUGAACGAGAUGCAAGUCGACUUUCAAGAUCUAACGAUAACGAGAGGGACAGUAAGGACAAGCCCCUGCAAACAAAUAAAAACUGGCCAAAUUUGCCUUGCAAUAGGCAAUGUAGCGGUCUUGUAAGUAACAAAAUUAAUCAACUUGUGAAGCAAACGCAAAAAAAUACACCUCCACCCCGUCCUGUUUACAAUUCAGCUAAUGAUCCGGAAUCAGAUCUGCGCAAAAUACUUCGAAAUUCACCAGAAAUGCUCGCAACACCCGUGUUUAGUUCAGACGAAGAUUACACUGAUGGACCUUUUAGAUUCAAACAGCUACUGCGGCCAACUCUUGGUCCCACUGAAAGCUUAAGGAAGCGUAAAGUACGUGCUUCAUCAGGUCGUAGUCCUUGGAUGUCAGACAGCUCCCAAGACAGUAACAGUUCUAAAGAGCUGUAUAACAAAAGACGUCCACAAAUAAGCAUGGGUGUUUAUUAUAAUUAAUCCUCAUAAUUUUAUUAUAUUUCUGCUAUUAUGUUACAUUUUAUCCUUUUAUUGUAUAUUGUAACAAUAAAUGUAUGUAAUACUGUGUCAUUUAAAAAUACUUACUUAGUAUAAUGAGAAUCUUGCUAUAGGCAGUAUCACUUUUUAGUACAUUAAUGUAUAUUUUAUAUAUUCUUAAUACCACCUUAGAAACGUCAAUAUAUUUUAAUUAAGCAAAUACCAAAGUUCCCAUAUAAAAUUUUAUUUAUAAUGUUAUUAAAAAUAAUAAACAUAUGAUGGUGUGUUUUUCCAUUAAAUGAUAUUUAGGUUAUGAUUUAUAUAACAUAAAAUUAACUUCAUUUUAAAAACGUUAUAAUGGAUCAUUAAUUUUAAGUCUACAAUUACCUUUUCUGAAAGUAUUGUUUUUGUUUGUAAGAAAGAAAUAUCUGUUGUUGUUAAAUUCACCACACAGCAUCAUUGACAAUUUUUGUGAUAAUGUGCCAAUGAUUAAUUUAUAAGAGGGAAAAUGAAAUAAAUUGUUGAACAAAA
Molecule: messenger RNA, 5015 nt
Organism: Danaus plexippus (monarch butterfly)
Lineage: Eukaryota; Metazoa; Arthropoda; Insecta; Lepidoptera; Nymphalidae
Product: myosin-IIIb-like
Exons: 21
Coding region: 192-4487 (1431 amino acids)
Biological process (GO): protein phosphorylation
Cellular component (GO): myosin complex
Molecular function (GO): protein kinase activity; cytoskeletal motor activity; ATP binding
Source: RefSeq, a predicted model, not a curated record